Closterium sp. Naga37s-1 is the source of this 570-nucleotide messenger RNA. The record is from the annotation of a GenBank genome assembly. Lineage: Eukaryota; Viridiplantae; Streptophyta; Zygnematophyceae; Desmidiales; Closteriaceae.
AUGCUGCGGUUGAGUCUGCACGAAGGGGAGCACCGCGAGGAGGGCGGGGAGCUGCAGCUGCAGCCGCAACAGCAACAGCAAGAGCAACAGCAGGGCUCCAGCUCUGCCGGUUCUGGCUCCGCCUGCAUUACUCUUGGCCCCACGCUGAUGUACCAAGCUGUUCCUGCUGCAGGCAACGCUUCUGAGGGAAACCAGUCCGAGCUCCCACCUUCAGCACCCUCCCAGCCCAGCCCACUGUCGCUUAUACCUACUCACUUCCCUGCACCAGCACCAGCAGCAGCAUCAGCACCAGCAUCAGAACCAGUGGCACCAGCACCAGCACCAGCACCACCAGCACCCGCGGCACCAGCACCGGCAGCACAAGAAGCCACGGAGAUAGAAGAGCCUCUCUACUCCCCUUCCAACCUGCAGUCCCCUCGCCGGCCGUUUGAUCCCUUCGCUGCGCCGCUCACCUGCCCCAGCACGCCCCGCAAGCCCAGGCUCUCUGGUGGGUCGGCGUUGGUGCACCUGCGGGCGAUGGAAGCUGGGACACCAGGCAGGCGUGUCAUGCGCCGCCUGCUCUUCGAUUGA